Molecule: messenger RNA, 5240 nt
Organism: Amphibalanus amphitrite
Lineage: Eukaryota; Metazoa; Arthropoda; Thecostraca; Balanomorpha; Balanidae
Product: DNA helicase MCM9-like
Exons: 13
Coding region: 80-3334 (1084 amino acids)
Biological process (GO): DNA replication; double-strand break repair via homologous recombination
Cellular component (GO): MCM complex; nucleus
Molecular function (GO): ATP hydrolysis activity; single-stranded DNA helicase activity; ATP binding
Source: RefSeq, a predicted model, not a curated record
AGUCUCACCCCUUUCAACACGCGUACGUGACGUACGUGACGCACACGCAGACUUUCAACGACUUUCAAUCUACUUAUAAAUGGAGCGAAAAGUGAAUUUGAAAGAAGUCCGAGACCAGUUCUACCAUUAUGCCCUCAAUGAGCAUGAGACGGACAUCAGAGCUGCUCUGGAAGACAGGGGUGAUCCAGCCUGUCAUAUCCCCAUCUAUGUCAAUUUUCUGACCCUGAGUGAGAGCUGCGCGGUGCUGACAUCACUGCUGCGCACCAGUGGCAGUCAGGUGCUGCCAGCGCUCGACCUGGCGCUGACCCGCGCCGCCCGCCACCUGUACGGCCGGCUCACGGACGACGGUGUCACCGGACUCACGCUCAAGACGCGGCUGCACGCGAGGCUGACCGAGCUGCCCGUGUGCGCCGAGCUGCAACGCACCUGCGUGCCGCGGAUCGAAGACGAGGGCCGCCUGCUGUGCGUCUCUGGCACGGUGGUGCGCGCUGGCCUGCCGCACCUGCUCGACUCGCGCGCCCACUACACUUGCAACAAGUGCAAACACCAGUUCAUCGUCUGGGCCGAGUACGAGCAGAGUUACCAGACGGAGCGGCCGGUGCGCUGUCCCAACCCCCAGCCGUGCCGCGCCGGAGCCGGCUUCUCACCGAGCGCCGCGCCGGACGCCGCGCCGCGGGACGGCCAGGCUCGAGACUACCAGGAGAUUCGGCUGCAGGAGCAGGUUCAGAAGCUAGACGUCGGAAAGGUGCCUCGCGGCCUUUGCGUCGUGCUCGAGGAUGAUCUGGUCGAUUCGUGCAAGGCUGGCGAUGACGUGCUGAUUACGGGCACAGUGCGCCAGCGGUGGCGUUCAGUGGUGCGCGGCGCGCCGCCCGACAUCGAGCUCACGCUGCACGCCAACCGCGUGUUCGUCAACAGCGAGCAGCGCGGCAGCCUGCUGCUCACCGACCAGCGGCGUCUUCAGUUCGACGAGUUCUGGCGGCGGCACCGGCACGACCCGCUGGCCGGGAGAAACCGCAUCCUGCAGCGCUUCUGCUCGCAGAUAUACGGCAUGUACGUGGUGAAGCUGGCGGUGGCGCUGACGCUGGUGGGAGGCGUGCGGCGCGGUGACGGCACCACGGCCACGCGCGGCGAGCCGCACCUGCUGCUCGUGGGUGACCCAGGAACUGGUAAGUCUCAGCUGCUGCAGUACGCCGCCCGACUGGUGCCGCGCUCCGUGCUGACCACCGGCAUCGGCUCCACCUCGGCCGGACUGACCUGCGCCGCCGUCAAGGAGGGUCCCGAGUGGCAGCUGGAGGCCGGCGCGCUGGUGCUGGCCGACGGCGGCGUCUGCUGUAUAGACGAGUUCAACUCGGUCCGCGAGGCCGACAAGACUAGCAUCCACGAGGCCAUGGAGCAGCAGACUAUCAGUGUGGCCAAGGCGGGGAUGGUGUGUAAGCUCAAUACGCGCUGUUCCAUUGUGGCGGCGGCCAACCCGCGCCAGCCGGUCGAUUGGGGGGCGGACGGAGACGUGCUCUCGCGACUGGGGCUCGGCUCGCCACUUCUCUCCCGGUUCGACCUGAUCCUGGUGCUCAAGGACGGGCGCAGCCCCGGCUGGGACAAGCUGGUAUCCGGAUACAUCCUAUCCGGCCUGGAUCCGCUGAGCGGCGGCGCCGCGGACACCGGCGAUCCGAGCUCAGAGACGGCCGACUGGAGUCUGGAGACGCUGCAGGCGUACCUGGCCCACGUGAGAACCCUGCAGCCGCAGCCGGACAGCGACGCCGUCACCGUGCUGCAGACCUACUACCAGCGACUGCGCAGUCAGCAGGCGGUGGGCCGCUCCCGCACCACGGUCCGGCUGCUGGAGUCGCUGCUGCGGCUGACACAGGCGCACGCGCGGCUCCGCUGCUCGACGGACGGAGCGCGGCUCUGUGAUGCCGUGGUGGCCGUCACGCUGAUGGAGGCGUCACUGGGCGGUCUGGGCGGCGGACUGCUCGGAGCCGACGGCGUGGGCUCGAUCCUACACACCGGCUUCCCGGACAGUCCGGCCGACGAGUACCGCGCGCAGUGUGAGCUGAUUCUGGGUCGGCUCGGCCUGGACGAGCUGCUGUCGGCUGAGCUGGCGGCGCUGGACGAGAAGCGCUGGUCGGACGCGGCCGAGGAAGUCCCGGCGGACGAGCCGGGCGGCCAACAACAGCAGCAUCAGAGGCAGCGGCAUCAACAACAGCAGCAAACGCGGCAGGGUGCUCCGCAGAACGGUGAAAUUCGGUGCCCUGAGGGCAGGUCGUCCCCCGACCGAUCGCAGUCCCGGCGAUUGGGCCAGGAACCAGCGGCUGAUACGACUCCACGGGCCGACGCGGCUGGGGUUACCAACUCCCGGAGUCGAUUCGCCAGUCUGAAGGCACGCGCGGCAGCAUGCGUGACAAACCCCGACUCCGCACCCGCGAACGCUGAGCCCACGGACUCUGUGAGACGGAUCCGUCCUGCGGAACCCGCUGACUCUCAGCCUCGUCGGACUGAACCCGCAGACUCUCAAAAUCGCGCUACUGAACCCGCCGACUCGCUGACUCGGCUACGUCCUGCCACCGAUCGCACACCUCCAGAGCCAGUGGACGAUCGGCGGCCAGCCCUCCAGCUGGACAGGUUCAAAUUCGUCCGUGCCAGGCCGUCGACGGAGAGGCGUGCUGUGUCCGCUGGGUCCCGCUCGCCAGUCAAGAAGACUUGUUAUCGGGCCGCCGCGCUGCACGGCGAUAAGACGACUGAUUCGUCUAACCGCAUCGCACCUAUGGAGUCAGAUGACCUGGAUGACUUUAGUCUCUCGGACCGGCCCAGUGGCCCGCCGGGAGGGGCGGAGAGCGGGGGCGCUCGGCUUGUUUCAGAGGGUGUAUGUGACAGACUGAUCGCAGAUGGCGAUGCUGGCGGCCGAGUCAGCUCAGAAGGUGCAGGCGGCGGCCGUCCCAGUUCAGUCAGUGUGGCUCGCGGCCGCGGUGCGCGCUCCAGCCGGCCGGCUCAGACUCGGACCGCACCAGACCAGACGUCCCCGCCCUCCGGUACCGCCGGCAGCGGGACGGCUUCCUCUGCCGAGCCGAGCCGACGCACCCUGUCCGCCGCCACGCUGAGCAAGCUGGCGCGGUUCAGCGCCGCCCCCGCCGCCGCACCGCCCGCCCAGGGUCCCGGCGCGGCGUGUGGCGGCGGCGAGCGGACGCCUGCCGCGGACCGGACCACCCUACCGGCGCCCUCCGAGACAGCCGCGCCGGUCUGCGCCGGCGGUCAGUCGCAGUUCGAGUCGGCCGAUGACGCCCUCUGUGACCUGGACCUGGACUUCAGCUGGCCACCGUCCAAACGGUCCCGGUCCUGACCGGUGAGCAGUAGUGGGACUGGGCCCGGCCUCUGGGAGGCCUGUCUGUUAUCAAUGCAAUUACUGGUAUGUGAUCGCGAUUUUUCUACUUGCGAACGCAACGAAUGUAUUAAUUUAUAUUAUGAACCCAUAUGUCCACUUACCUCUCAACGUAUAUUGAACAUAUGUGAUAUGUACAGGGUGUCUCAAAAGUUCGCUUACAGGUACCAGCCAUGCUUUUUUGUCAAUAAUUCUGAAUCAACAUGAAAUUAACAGUCGAAAUUUUGCAUGGGCAUUGGUAACAACCUUCCUCAAGCAGCUUCAUUGUAUUCAAGCGCAUUCGACCCUUCAUGAGCACACAAAAAGGGUUCACCUCUGACCAUGGAUCAGGCAUGAAAAUGGAGGUCGCAUACUCGGGUCGGCUGAGAAACUCUCUGCUUCACGAGUAAUGGGAAUGGUUAGGUCGGAAAUGACACAUGGCAAAAUGUCGGCGAGGUUGAGUACAACAUGAUGGUCAUCUAAUAAAAACGGUGGCUAAAAUUUUUGAAGGACAAAACCAUGCGAGACUAACAGCGCUUUGAACGACCCUUGUACCGCAGCAGACUCGUGCUCCGGAAAGCAGCUGAAAAUGCAGUCCUAACUAUUGAAAACUGACUAGAAGCUCACAGACAGAGGUUACCCAGUUUCAAAAAUUGCAGGUCAUCAUAAAGUAAAGACAAAAUAUCAUUUAAAAUUGUUUAUAAUAUCUAUAACGCUAAAUUUUGAGGGAAAAUAAUGCGAAAAUCGUCAAUGCCGAGGACAAGUGACCCUCCAAAAGUGUCAAUUAAUGUAAAGUUUUAUCUAACGAAGUUUCAAGAGGCAGAUCUGGAGCAAAUAGCUUUCUUUUACACACAAAAUCCGGACAAAACCGCACGAUGGACAGGUUUUGGCCGUUUACGAAGCAGAACCUCUCCUGAGGAAAACACUCCGGAACCCAGCGAAGGUCUUGGCAUUGGGAAUGACGAGCGUUCGGGAUUUGCAAAUUUUGCAAAAUGUGUCUAAAAAACAGACGGCCGACACAUUCUGCUACGAUAUGCUGCGAAAAAUUUGCCCCUGGCACUUCCCAUUUGUUCAGGAAUGGGGUUGUUUUGAAAAGGAAAAUGGUGCUUGGGAGGUCGGCGCCAGUCAUUCAUGAAGGAGUUAGCGCCAGAGAAGACCUACAAAAUACUCACGGAUGGUGUCGAUGCAAGCUAUCGGCUUUCAGGGAGAAGCGGAUGUUGCCGGGGAGCUCGUCAAACCUAAAUCCGACGCAGAAACUGCGGGGGAUUCCCCAACAAGAGCUUGAAAGCUGGUAACCUUUUAUCAGCCUCCGGCAGCUGACGGAGUGACGAAAAUCGGUAUGGGCAAAUAUUUUUGGAGAUACACCAAAGGGUUUGGUUUCAAACCUUCCGAAUCAGUUGUCAAAGCAUGCAUAUUUGUCUAGUGUACACACGGACACCAAAACCUUAGAUUUUUGGCCGGUUCUUAUAUGCUUUAUUGACAUGGGAAAUGUGUAAGCGAACUUUUGAGACACCCUGUACACCAGUAGCUUCACUGAAGCCGUAUGUAGGCUGCCGGGGCUGAGCAGCCUCGGAAACACACCCGCUUGACGCCCCUCCGGAUGUGAAGACGCCUCGUCGCCUUUCUGCCGGCGUCUCGGUUACUUUACGAUAUCCUUGCUCGGAGCGCCCUCGUGCGGCUACUGCUGCCUUCCGCGGGUAGAUCACCUCUACACCAGCUUGUCGGCCCGCUCGAAAUUCCUCUCCAGUAAAGAGACCAUCCGACGAACUUCUGGAGUAAAAUGACAACGUUGUGCGUUAGUGUUCAAGGCUCUGAAAAUGAUUGUGUGGACAGUGCGAAAACGGUACGAAAAAGUACAAAUAAAGUGAUAUAAAGCGAUGUGCAAGUA